This is a messenger RNA of Triticum aestivum (bread wheat), 933 nucleotides long. RefSeq lists its product as uncharacterized. Lineage: Eukaryota; Viridiplantae; Streptophyta; Magnoliopsida; Poales; Poaceae. The transcript is spliced from 3 exons. Bases 48 to 854 code for a protein of 268 amino acids. Gene Ontology annotation, molecular function: protein dimerization activity. The record is from RefSeq and is a predicted model, not a curated record.
CCUUAGUUGGGGAGCUUAGGAGCUGCUUUAAUGAUGUGCUUGCAAAAAUGGUACCGGAUGCCAAUGUUCGAAAAAAGAUUGAUCAACAAUCUGUGCUCUAUGAGCAACAGCGAGAAAGCUUUUCUAAUCCAUUGGCACUCGAGACCAUGAGCACAAGAAACCCUCUUGAUUGGUGGAGUUCAUUUGGUGGUCGGGCCAUUGACCUACAAAGGUUUGCAAAGUGCAUUGUUAGUCUUUGUGCUUCAUCAUCUGGUUGUGAGAGGAAUUGGAGCACGUUUGAAUUUAUCCAUACAAAGAAAAGGAACAGAUUACAAUGGAAAAGGUUGAAUGAUCUUGUCUUUGUUUCAUACAACCGGAAGAAUAUGCAACGGUUUCAAAAGAGGCGUGAGAAGGUGGGCGAGAAUAGCUUUGAGGCUUUGGUCAUUGAGGAUUUUGAUUGGGGCAAUGAGUGGGUGGACCCAUCACUAUCACAACCUCAAGGUGCUCGAGGUUGUCCUGAAGACAAUCAAGACAUUACAUGGGAGGAUGUUGAUGUGGCUAUUGGUGCAUCUUCAAACCUUCGAGGCCGCAAUCUGCAUAGGACAGCAACUACACUUCGUAGGGGCCAGACAAAUGUCCGUCUGCACUACGCGCGCAAGAGACCUACUACAACACGACCUAUAAUUCCUGAAGAAGAUGAGGUAGAGGAGGACUUGGAGCAAGAGCAACACUCAAGUAUGCCCAAUGCGGAGGGGGAGGAUUCAGACUACGUUGAGGAUGAUGAUGUGAGCAAUGACGAUCAAGAGCCAACUAAUGUUGACCAAGAUGGUGAAGACAACACCAAUGCCAAUGAGUUUGAUGAUGAUGACUUUUGAUUGAGACUUUGAGAGUGGAGAGACAUGAGAGAGCUGAGCUGGCCACCUUUAUCCCUUUUGCUAUGCUGGAAUUAUCUAU